Molecule: messenger RNA, 3527 nt
Organism: Galleria mellonella (greater wax moth)
Lineage: Eukaryota; Metazoa; Arthropoda; Insecta; Lepidoptera; Pyralidae
Gene: atos
Exons: 10
Coding region: 256-3429 (1057 amino acids)
Source: RefSeq, a predicted model, not a curated record
GACAGACAUUUUAGUUCUGUGCAUUUAGUUUUGGACGAGACUGGAGUGAGCGAAUGACGCUCGCUCGACCUGUGCGAAAUCGGGAUUUUAAAGUAUUAAAAACCACAUUUGGACAGCAUUUGCGUGUCCGGACUUGCAGUAAACAGUGUAAUAAUGUAUUUAAAGAGAAAAAGACACGAUUAUCGGAGUGUAAUUUUAUAGCGUAGGUGUUAUAAAGUGGAGUCGGACGGAAUCUGUUUGCGCUACUAAAUUAAGAUGCACAGCUGCGAGACGUUGCCAGCGGCGCCGGCGACGGGUCCAAACCUCCUCCUGGAGCUUGGGCGGCUCAUCAUCAGAGCGCGGAGCACGAGUCCCGUGUGCCGCGCGCCGGCCGCCACCCGCGACCGCCUGUUGCAGGCGAAGCUCCUCGCCGCCAAACCUUCCACCAGCCAACAAGUGCAGAGCCAGCCGAAGCCGGAAUGCGACGAGGCGCGGCCCGCAGUGGAGGCCGCGCUCAAUGAUCACGUGCAGGCUCUAUGGAACGAUCAAAUACCCAUAUGCAUCGAGGUGCUGCUGGCGCCCGAUUGUGCUGACUGCUACUCGGCGCUGAGCCGCGCGGACGCCAACUUCGACAAGCACACGCAACGCGCCCUGCUUCUAGAACGGUGGACGAUCAGCGCGCUGCUGCACAAAAACCACGAGAUACCUGGGUUCAUAACGUCGCAAUGGCUGCUGAACGCGAUCAGGUCGCAGCUGCACUUCUCACAGUUGUCUGCGUGGCUCGCCACACUCAAGUCGAAAGGCGACGAGGCCUCCUCACCCACCGAGCGCAGACGCAAACUCAGCCGUGAGACAUGCAACAUCAAAAAACUAGAGUCCAACUGCGACGAACCAACCGAACAGGACCGCAAACUGCAUAUCGUCUACUCCAUAAAGAUACCGGGCGAGAACCACAUGUCAGAGUUUACUAGGCCACCGACAGACCACAAUUUUCCCAUCACAGACAUAGGCGAGAGCAUGUACCUCAAAGUGGUUCUACAAAGUCUCCCGCGCGUCGACGAAAUACCCGUGGUCAAGUGCAAUUGUAGGAGAAACGGCAAAGACCCAACUAAUAUCCAGGAGGAAUUGGUUGGGAUACUAAAUGAUCUCACUUUAGGACCUAGGUCAACUAAAUUCGCGUCCGACUUCAACGAACCAGAUAAAGGGAAGAAGAUUCUAGACGACAGGAUGCACACACCGUGCAGCGAGAACGGCAAACACAAAUGCAACUGUGACGAUGAGUCGGACAGCAAUCACAGAUCUUCCACUAGGUUAAGUCAGGAGCCGAAGAAGUUAGACGAGCGACGGCUGAAAGAGAUAGCGAAAUACAAAAGGCGGUUGCGAAAAGAGAACAAAAUGAAAAAGCUGUGCGACAGUACGUCAUCAGAAGGGGACAAUUUGAAGCCCAAAGAAACGCACACGUCCAUACCUAUACUGCAAGCGGCCAGAUUUGACAGGUUUAGAGCAAUCGGCUGCUACAGAAACCAGACGUAUUUGACAUUGCCCGCCAGUAGGAUAGAGUCCAAAUCACCCUUCGUCGAGACCGUGAGCAUUCCACCAGCAGAGUUUAAGAAGACCAACACUGUUUCCACGCAGACGGACGAUUUAACUUGCCAGUGUGGUUCGCCUUUGUUGAUGAAAUGCGACGGCUGCUCCGACAGAGGAAUGGUGAGAUCGGAAGCGAAUUACAAUUUAGCUCUUCUCGAUCAGUCAGAGGUGCUUUUGGACGCGAUAAACAAAUGCCAAGAGCAGAACGGCGCAAGAAGGAAAUGCGAGGAUGAUGACAAGGCGUUGAAAAAGCAUAAAUGUGAUAAUUCUAGUAGUAACAUAAUGUGUGAUAAAUAUAAUAAUAGUUUAGACGUAGAGAGUGAGUCUAUUAUAAAGAGACCCAAGUUGAGACGAUUUUAUCCCGUAGUGGAUCGGAUAGAGAAGAUUGUAGCCGAAAGGAGUUCGAAAGAAGCGGAGAAAGAUAUGGAGGAGUUACAUUUGAGGAAUGACGAUACGGUGUUCUCGUUGAAACCGGAGACGAAGAGACAGAAAACCUUCUCGAUAAGCGAAGAUUACGUUCUGUACGAGAAAUGUGAUUACGGCACGAUUGACAAGUGCGAUAUGGAAUCUCCCUCCGAGGAGAACGGGUUCCAGUUCCCGGACCCCAAGAAGGGGCAGGACACUGUGCCGUCCCCGACGGAAAUGGACAGGUUUAGGUGGCGGUUCGAUUCCGCUGCGUCAAUGGUGUUCCACACGAAGACUGGUUUACCACUGACGUCCAGUCCCGCCCCCUUGCGGAGGGGGAACAACUGCUUCGAUUUUGAUGAUUCAAUCAACGGAAUUUCUGGUAUAAAGAGUGCCCUGUUCCACCCGAUCUCCCCCCUGUCGCCUGCGCCGCCUACUUCUCCGUCCUCCCCACGUCCCAUUUCACCCCUCCCUGUCCCCACCUCUUCCUACAUCCCCGCUCCAAAACCUGUAUCCACACCCGCCCCCGUCCCCACACCUGUGUCCGUCCCCGCCCAAAUUACCGCUCCCGGCACACCGCCGCCCAAGACGAAGAAAGGACAAACUCCGAAGUUGAAGAUUGGGCCCAGCGGUGGACUACUGGGCAGCUUCGAGGAGUGCGCGCUGCAAGGGCGGCUGGAGCCGGUGGCGACGGUGGCCGGCUUCAGCGCCGAGCUGGGCGCGUCCGGGGCCUUCUGUCCCCCUCACCGCCGGCUGCCCGUCACCGUGUUCUUCUACGCGCCGGGCGGGACCAACGCGCCGUACAUGGGUCACAUAAACUUGGGCCCUUCCGGCUACCGGGUGGCGCGCUCGGGCACCAUCCAGGUGUCGCUGUUCAACCCGCACGGCACGCUGGUCAAGAUGUUCGUGGUGCUGUACGAGCUGACCAGCAUGCCGCCGCUGGCCAGGACCUUCCUGCGCCAGCGCACGCUCUACAUGCCGGCGGGCGCCGACCCGGCCGCCGUGCUGCACCCGCACAAUCUGCAUCGGUGGUUACGCUACCUCAUACACUUGCGAUUUAUGACAUCGAAAUCCGGGAAACUGUACCUUCACACGGAUAUACGUAUAUUAGUAUCUAGGAAGGCCGAUUUGGACACAGCCACCGCACAUUCCACUAUAUUCAGACCAAUUCCGACCAAUCAGAACAAAGGUGACGAGAAAUCGAGCAGUGACGCACUGAAAUCGACCAAUCAGAGCGCAGCAUUGAAUAAUUCGACCAAUAAGAACGGGACAGAUUUGAAACCGGCCAGUAGCGAUGCUAGAACGACCAAUCACACGCCGAACAGAGUUUUUGGCGGGUGUGGUGACUUUGAACGCAGCGAAAUGAAGGAAAUUGGUUAUGAGAACCAAAAUGGCGUAUCGUACGAGCUGAGGAGUUUCACGUACGCACCGGACAAUCCUAGAUAUUCUCCGCGGUAGACACGAGAUCAGUUUAUGUUAGUGCCUGCCCUAUAAUAUUAUUUGUGUUAAUAAAUAUAUGUACUAAUGAGAAAAUAUAUUUUUGGUUUUAUAUAAUA